This is a messenger RNA of Numida meleagris (helmeted guineafowl), 1545 nucleotides long. It is a transcript of the gene POLR3H, whose product is annotated as RNA polymerase III subunit H. Gene Ontology annotation, biological process: transcription initiation at RNA polymerase III promoter; DNA-templated transcription. NCBI's taxonomy places the organism in Eukaryota, Metazoa, Chordata, Aves, Galliformes, Numididae. The record is from RefSeq and is a predicted model, not a curated record. The transcript has 7 exons. Gene Ontology annotation, cellular component: RNA polymerase III complex. Gene Ontology annotation, molecular function: DNA-directed RNA polymerase activity; DNA binding. The coding region runs from base 104 to 724 and encodes 206 amino acids.
AUCCUUUCCCCGCCCCCCGCGGAGGCGAUUGGCUCCGUCACCGGAAGUCGCCGUGAGGUCGGGCAGCGUGCGCGGCGGUGUUCCGUGCUUGUCAGAGGCCGCCAUGUUUGUCCUGGUGGAGAUGACUGACACGGUGAGGAUUCCUCCCUGGCAGUUUGAGAGGAAACUGAAUGAGUCCAUUGCUGAGGAGCUAAACAAGAAAUUGGCCAAUAAGGUUGUAUACAACGUUGGUCUCUGCAUCUGUCUGUAUGAUAUUACAAAACUGGAAGAUUCAUACAUAUUCCCUGGGGAUGGUGCGUCGCAUACCAAAGUGCAUUUCCGCUACGUGGUCUUCCAUCCCUUCCUGGAUGAGAUCCUGGUUGGAGAGAUUAAAAGCUGCAGUCAGGAUGGCGUUCACGUUUCUAUUGGAUUCUUUGAUGAUAUUGUCAUCCCACCAGAAUCCCUGCAGCAGCCAGCAAAGUUCGAUGAAGCAGAGCAGGUGUGGGUGUGGGAAUAUGAGACAGAAGAAGGAGCCCACGACCUCUACAUGGACAUUGGGGAGGAGAUCCGCUUCCGAGUUGUGGACGAGACUUUUGUUGACACAUCACCAACAGGCCCAAGCUCUGCUGAGGCCUCCACUUCAAAUGCCACAGAAGAAGUCCAGAAGAAAGAAGCACCCUACACUCUUGUGGGAUCAAUCAGCGAACCAGGCCUGGGACUCCUGUCAUGGUGGACAAACAGCUAGCUGCAGUCAGUGCCAGCUCCGCAGAAAGUCUUUCCAGUGGAUGUUUGGGGGAUUACGGGAUCCUGCUGGUGCUCAUUGCUCCUUUGAAGCUGAAUGAGAAAUUAGACCUGCCAUUCUCUGUUUCCCCUUCAGCUUCCAACCUGCCAGAUCAAGACAGUUGCUUUCAAGAAAUGUCUUCACUGAUCUGCAGGAGUGAAUUUACAGGGACAAAAAGCCUUGAGCCCGGCAGCAACAAACCCAGCUGGAGCUUUUGUCUCCCGCCCUGGAGGGAAAACUGGGGAGGUCUUCACUUGCCUGAAUUAAGAAGGGAGGUGACUUCAAGUGAGUGAAAGUGGGAGAGAAUGCCUGUCUAGAUGUAUUGUUUCCUUGGCCCGACAGCUUGAUCUUAGAGGGGCAGAACCCUGCCGUUCUGGCAGGAACUGGAGAAGAAACAGCAAAAGACUGGAGCUGAGAAGUGUGGUACCCUGAGAUCUGGAAAAUCCUUCUGCUGGGAGGGCAAGGGAAGUGGUGGUAACAUUCUGCUGAGAAUGGGAACUUAACGCAUGGAUGAAAACAGCCAAAGAGAACUGGAACGAAAGUUGUUUACUCACAAGUAACGGGCUCUGUGAAGAUGACAGCCGUGGAAAAGGAAAGGCUGCUUAUUGUGGUGAACAGAAAUACUGCACGAGGUGGGCUUAUUUACUGAGAAUGAGCUAAACUUUGCCAGAGCCUGACUGAAAAUACAUAAUUAACAACUGCAAUGGACCUGUGUUUGAGCAAGUUAAUGAUGUCUGGGGGACCGUGUUAAUACUGGAAUUGGAAUAAAUAGUAAAAGCCACACA